Messenger RNA from Fomitopsis serialis, 1619 nucleotides. Its product is annotated as UPF0052-domain-containing protein. The record is from RefSeq and is a predicted model, not a curated record. NCBI's taxonomy places the organism in Eukaryota, Fungi, Basidiomycota, Agaricomycetes, Polyporales, Fomitopsidaceae. The transcript has 11 exons. Gene Ontology annotation, molecular function: LPPG:FO 2-phospho-L-lactate transferase activity. The coding region runs from base 32 to 1513 and encodes 493 amino acids.
GUCAGACUCGCAUCGAGCGACCGACUUGAAGAUGUCCUGCUUCACCCUCUCGCCGGGCCCUGACCCCACCGGCGCAGACAGCCCAGGGUCGUCUAUCUUCGACCUACCCACACAGACUGGACGUAAUGAGCGGCCUACGCCGACACCGCAAGGAGGUGCAAUCGCGUCCGGUGACUGCUUCUGCGAUAAUACCAGCCAGAGGGAAGCGACACCCUCGUUUCUGGUGAUCUCUGGUGGAACAGGGUGCAACUCGAUAUGUUCGGCCUUUGGGAACGCGUGCUAUGUGCUUCCUGUCUCGGACGACGGAGGCUCUUCCAGUGAGAUUAUACGCGUCUUGGGCGGACCGUCUAUCGGUGAUAUACGGUCGCGUCUUGUACGCUUGAUACCGCCCGCCCCUAGAACAUCGUCCCUGGACCGUAUCCGUAACCUCCUUGCAUACAGAUUGUCCGCGGAACGUUCUGAGCGCGAAGCUCGCGAGGAAUGGAGGGACAUCGUCGAGGGUAGGAGCCCGUUGUGGUCCGGGAUACCCAAUGACAGGAAGGAGACGAUCCGAGGCUUCCUGGUGCACUUUGAAGGUGAGGUACUGAAGCGAGCACAUAAGAACUUCUCGUUCGUGAAUGGGAGCAUCGGUAAUUACUUCCUCUCUGCCGCCCAAAUCUUCUUCCGCUCUCUUCCCUCGGCCAUAUUUCUAUUCUCCUCCAUCACAAACAGCCAGGCGAACAUCAUUCCCGUCAUCGUCACGAACCACACAGUGACGAUCGCCGCAGAACUAGAGGACGGCGGCAGGCUCGUCGGACAGUGCGAGAUAUCCCACCCAGUGGCACGUCCACCGAGCAUCAGCGUCCUCGGCGCGGAAGAGCACGAUGCGGACCCGUUGUCCCCGGUAGACGGCCUGGAUGGUGUGGUCUCGCCGAAGGGGAACGUGAUGUUCCAGGCACACGAUAAGUCGGACUACCAGCCGCUUGGCGCAAGGAUAUCAAGGCUGUACUACAUCAACGCGUAUGGGAGCGAGAUACACCCGUCGCCCAACCCUGACUACAUCACAAACAUGUCGCUGAAUGAUGUUUUGGUGUACUCUUGCGGGUCGUUGUGGACGAGUAUCAUCCCUUGCCUUGCCUUGAGAGGCGUAGCGAGCGCCAUCGCGCGCUCACGGUCUCUCCGUGCCAAGGUCCUCCUGCUAAACUCGAAGAACGACCGAGAGACGGACGGCUACACAGCCGUGGAUUACGUCAAGACGAUCGCGCGUACGCUGAACGAAUCUCAUCACUCUCCCUCCUAUGGCGGCCUGGGCAGGGCCGACACUACUUACCCCGUCUCUGCGUUUAUCACGCACAUCGUCUACCUCCAGGGUACCACCGUCGAGGUGGACGAGGCACAAAUCACCGCUCUGGGCGUGCAGUGCAUCCGGGUGAAGGGUACGCUGGACGAUAAGUCCGACACCCCUCUCUUCGACGCGGAUUGUGUUCGUUUUGCCAUGCAUCGCAUCAUAGUAGAGACGUCACUUCGCGACUGAACGUGUGCAUCCCGGCGCAAUUGGACCGUGUCCAUUACCUUAUAAUCUGUCUCUCCGCUUCCUUCAUGUGACAGACACAACAUAUCUAGCCUAUGUAGAAGAUACA